This is a messenger RNA of Pelodiscus sinensis (Chinese soft-shelled turtle), 3391 nucleotides long. It is a transcript of the gene ESM1, whose product is annotated as endothelial cell specific molecule 1. The record is from RefSeq and is a predicted model, not a curated record. Gene Ontology annotation, biological process: angiogenesis; positive regulation of hepatocyte growth factor receptor signaling pathway. Lineage: Eukaryota; Metazoa; Chordata; Testudines; Trionychidae. Gene Ontology annotation, cellular component: extracellular region. Gene Ontology annotation, molecular function: integrin binding; hepatocyte growth factor receptor binding.
AAGGGAGGCUGGCAGGAGGACAGCACUAUCGGACUGAGGAAAUUGACGACUGCAAAGCAUGUGGGCAACACACUGUAUAAAGCUCAUACACGUAUAGGCUGAUGUGCAGCUACUACUUUGGAUUCCAUAUUGCUGCUUUCCUCUGCACAAAACCACCAGGCUGCACACUAAACCUGCUCUUUGGAACUGAGCGUUUAUCACUGUAAGACAUGAAGAGCUUCCUGUUUUUCACCAUCCUCCUGGUACCGGUGCACAUCGGAACUGCUUGGAGUGCAAAAUAUGCAGUAGAUUGCCCUGAACCUUGUGACAGUAAUGUGUGUAAAAGUACGUUGCGUUGUAAGCGAACCGUGCUUGAUGACUGUGGGUGUUGCAGAGUCUGUGCAGCAGCCCUGGGGGAGACCUGCUACCGCACUGUCUCAGGGAUGGAUGGUGUCAAAUGUGGGCCUGGGCUGAAGUGCCAGUUUUACACAGAAGAGGAUGACUUUGGUGAUGAAUUUGGUAUCUGCAAAGAGUGUUCUUAUGGUACCUAUGGAAUGGAAUGCAGAAAAACUUGCAAUUGCCAGUCUGGCAUAUGUGACAGAGUAACUGGAAAGUGUUUGAAGUUCCCAUUUUUCCAACUUUCUGCUGCAAAGCCACCAAACAGAAGAAAAUUAAUUUUACACACAGAGACUGACAUGGCAUCGGGGGAUGGUAAUUCUGUAAAGGAAGAAUUUGUCAAAGAGAAAGUAAAAAGCUCUCCAGUAAUGAAAUGGUUAAAUCCUCGCUGAUACUUACAUUUGCAGGACUUUCAAAUGCCCACAUGUCUCACAUAUUAUUGAAUAUGCAACAACACACUUUAAAAAUGAAAUAUAACUAUAGCAUAUGAAAAUGUAACCUCUAAAGACCAAUUGUGAUUCUGUGCAUCAUCAGAAAACAUGUUUACUUACAAAAUAGACUGUACAGUUUACAUGAUUUUUGAUAUUUGUUUUGAUAAAUAUUUGAACACUAAAAUGUAUUGUGGAUUGCUGAAUGUACAGUAAUAUUGAAAACCAGUGCCUACCCACCUGCCAGCAUUUGAACAAUGUUUAAGGGCCCAUUCCUGCAGUCCCCAUGCAAGGAAACUCCCAUUGAAUUCAGUGGAUGUUUUUUGUAAGUAAAAGCUGCUAAUACAAAGCCAGUGUCAGGGUGACACAUAUUGACAAAAGCUUGGAAAUGCAAAGCUACAAACUGAUGUCCUUGACUCACACCAACAAGAAUAAUACUAAUGUAAAUGGCAUCAUGGUGCAAAUUCACUAACUCAACCUUAACUUUGAAUAUUCUGGCUUUUGUUAGUUUCGUGACAACUAACGAGAUGUAAACAUUAGUUUAAGCCAAAGAUUCUCAAACUAGGGGUUGGGACAUCAAAGUGGAUUGCACCCUCAUUUGAAUAGGUUGUAAGGACCAGCAUUAGUCUAAACCUGAGCUCCACCCCUGUCUGGGGCAUUGGGGCUUGGACUUGGAUCCCUCCCCUCCUACACAGGGCGGUGGGGUUCGGGUGCCUCCUCCUAGGUCAUGCAGUAAUUUUGUUGUCAGAAGUGGGGUCAUGGUGCAAUGAAAUAUGAACGCCACUGCUUUAAGUUCAACACUUAAACGUAUACAAUGUGAAUUACUUACCUGAUACUAUGUAAAAACACAUAUGGAGUUAAAGUAUAUUCCAAAAGGUGGCUUUUGUGUUCAGUAGCCUGUAGAGGCCCUGAAGGAGUACUGCAGAAUCAGCAUAAAUAUGCAUUAUAGAUAACACAUGUUUCUGCCCAAUGAACUGGAAUGAAUCAGAGAAUGUAGAGACACUAGGAUACCUCAGUGCCCAAUUCUUCAUCUCCUUCAUCUCUAUAAAGCAGUGGUGGGCAGCUGCUUUGGCCGGGGGACUGUAUGUUGACAAUCAAGGUAAUCUGAUUGUGGGCCUCAAAACAUUUGGCUGACAUUGACCAUCCACUGGCACUGCCCCCUGCACUUCCCAGUGGCCAUGAUUCACUGUUCCUGGCCAAUGGAAGCAGCAGAAAACAGCAGCCAGAACAUUCCUGCAGCCCCUUAGCCUGCAGGCGCUUCCCCCAUGGUUCUCAUUAGCCUGGAACAGCAAACUGCAUCCACUGUGAGCUGGGAGGGGACGGUGCCUGCUGGUUGACAUCAGCAAAAUGUCUUGUGCCUGCACUUAGAUGACCCUGAUGGGCCACACAUGGUCCUUGAGGUUGUCCACCACUGCCUUAGGGAGUGGUAGGAGUUGCUAAUUCUUCACUCGGUCCUUAUUUGGCUAUGUAUUGAUAUGGCAUAAAACAUCAUAAUGUUUACAUAGGCACACAUUAAAACCUACUUAUAUAAUAGCUAAUACUGCUCAUGUGCAGAAGCCCAUUUAUAAAAAUCAAUUGCUUUGCAGUUUUAAUUAAAAAACUAAGCCAGAUUGUUAGUUAGAAUAAACUAAUUAGUUUAAGCCAGAAGUUCUCAAAUUUGGCAUUAGGACCUUGAAGUGGAUUGUAUCCCCAUUGUAUUAGGUUGCAAGGAUCAGCAUUAGAUUUUCUGGGACCUGAGGGUGAAGUCUAACCCUGAGCUCCACCCCAGUGGGAGGCAUUGGGACUUGGGCUCAGGCCAGAUCCUUAGAUAGAGUAAACUAAUGUAGUUCCAUUUAAGUUAAAGGAGCUACCUUGACUUACAUAUAUGAGGAUCUGGCUCAUAAAAUAAAUUGGUCUCAUUGGAAACCCAAUAUGGUUUCCAUUGAAAUCAUUAGUAGUUUUGUUAUUAACUUCAGUAGGAGAGGAUGCAGACCUUAGUGGUAACAAUUUGGUGCGGGGUCUAAAAACAAGUGUAAAAGAACCCAACAAAAGAAAACCAAAAUAAUUUCAGUGUUAUUAGAGACUGAUCAAUUAAAGUUUAUCCAAAUCUUUCCAUUGACUACAAUGGAUUUUGGAUUAGGACCUAAAAGAACAAAAAUUAUGUCACAACAGGGAAUGUCUACAAAUUAAAAAUGGUUAAUUUAACUCUGCAGUUACAACAAUCAGAAGAAACGACAAACCACGGCUAGCAUGCAACAGGCUGUUAUGAUUGAAGUAGGGAUUUUAACAGAAGUGCUGUCACUGUCAUGACGACAGUGGCACAGACAGCACCUCUGUAAAAUGCUCUAUUGGUGUGAAACAUUUACAAGCACAAGGGUUGAUCCUGCAGCUACUGAUGUCAGUGACAAUUGACUUCAAUGGGAACAGGGCCAGAGACCCAUAUUUUUUAUUGGUCCAGAGAACGUUAUUUAAAUGUCUUAAAUAUUUACAUACUUUUUUUUGUUAUUUCCUACAGUGUCAGGAAUGACAUUAUGGGUUCUUGAAUGUAAAUCUAAGAAGCUGUUUUUUUUAAAAAAGUAUAUGUUUAUUAUUGUUCAAUAAAUCCUCUA